AUGUCGCUGGCAAACAAGCCCUGCGUGUUAACCAAAGAAGCAGCGGAUGUGACGGAUAGGUGUUACGGUCUGGGGGGCAUAGCAGACCCUCUACCACGCCUCUUUGAUACUCCGGACCCCCAUAAAGACCAGAACCCUGUAGACUCAUCAGACGAUAGCAGAGAUAUCUCCAGGGGGUUCUUCUAUAUGGUCCGUUGUCUUCAUCUUGUAGAUAAAUAUCGGCAGGGCGGCUUCAUGUUUACUCCAUACUUUAUCACUGAAAACAACAACAGAGGCGGCUGUAGACUUUUUGAGGCCUUAGGCGAAACUCAAUCACAAGGUCUGAGGCCCCCUAACCUGCUCGGUGUGCCCCACAGUUACCUUCUCAUUCUUGCUUUGAAUGCUAUGAAAUCAAUAGCCAUUUCUUUUGGAUUUAUAACACACAUUAUACCUACUGCCCAGAUCUACAUACAGGAGAACAACAGGACGGAGGUCACAGAGUUCCUUCUCUUAGGAUUUCAGGUCAGUUGGGGUUUAAGACUUUUCCUGUUCUGUCUGUUCCUUGUGGUAUAUUGUCUGACAAUAUGUGGGAAUCUUCUGAUCAUCACCCUGGUGUCCACCAGCAAGAACCUCCACACCCCAAUGUACUUCUUCAUCUCACAUCUGUCCAUCAGUGACCUCUUGUUAUCCACAGAUAUUGUCCCCAACAUGCUCCACAUCCUCCUGAAUAAUGGGGGGACCAUGAAUUUUAUUGGUUGUAUGACUCAGUUUUAUUUCUUCAGCACCUUAGAAGGAUGUGAAUGUCUUCUCCUCGCUUUGAUGUCUUAUGACAGAUAUGUGGCCAUCUGUAAUCCUCUCCGUUACUCCUCUAUCAUGACAAGUGGACAUUGUGUUAUACUGACCGUCAUCUGUUGGUUCAUUGGAUUUUUUGGUUCUUUGAUUUGCAUCAUAUCAACAGCAAAGCUAAACUUCUGUGGUCCUAAUGUCAUUGACCAUUUAUUCUGUGACUUUGUUCCCCUACUAGAACUUUCCUGUUCUGACCCCAUCAUUGUCCACUUGGAGAUUUAUGUAUUAAGUAUUCCAGAUGUCUUCAUCCCAACCACCAUCAUUGUAAUGUCUUAUACUUAUAUUGCUCUAACAAUCCUAAGGAUUCCAUCCAAUACCGGUAGACAGAAAGCCUUCUCCACCUGUAGCUCCCACCUCAUUGUGGUCUCCAUAUUCUAUGGGACGUUGUUCAGUGUUUAUAUUGUCCCAACGAAAGGCCGAACACUGACCAUGAGUAAAAUCCUCUCCCUUUUAUAUACUGUGUUUACUCCUUUGGUCAACCCUCUUAUAUACAGUCUGAGGAAUAAAGACAUUAAAAAAGCCGUACAGGAAACACUUCAUAAGUGGGUUGUCUGGUAA
Molecule: messenger RNA, 1383 nt
Organism: Hyla sarda
Lineage: Eukaryota; Metazoa; Chordata; Amphibia; Anura; Hylidae
Product: olfactory receptor 1020-like
Exons: 5
Coding region: 1-1383 (460 amino acids)
Biological process (GO): G protein-coupled receptor signaling pathway
Cellular component (GO): membrane
Molecular function (GO): olfactory receptor activity; G protein-coupled receptor activity
Source: RefSeq, a predicted model, not a curated record